Messenger RNA from Diospyros lotus (date-plum), 1784 nucleotides. RefSeq names its product tetrahydroberberine oxidase-like. The record is from RefSeq and is a predicted model, not a curated record. The transcript has a single exon. Gene Ontology annotation, molecular function: oxidoreductase activity; FAD binding. NCBI's taxonomy places the organism in Eukaryota, Viridiplantae, Streptophyta, Magnoliopsida, Ericales, Ebenaceae. Bases 32 to 1630 code for a protein of 532 amino acids.
UCCCUUGCGAUGCACAAAACCUGAAAACAAGAUGAAGACUACCACAACUUCAUUGCUUCUGUUUGUUCUUGUUCUUUUGUUUUGGAGUCCAUUAUCAGCUUCAGUAGGUAGUGUUGAGGAUUUUCUUCAAUGCCUUCCCCUUCAAUUUCAUAACUCAAUCUUAAAGGUAACUUACACCCCGAAAAACUCUUCUUUUCUAACUGUGUUGCAGUCCUCCAUUCAGAACUUGAGAUUUGCAUCUCCCUCCACGCCCAAACCUCUGGCCAUUGUUACACCUGUAGAGGAAUCCCAAAUCCAGGCAACCGUCUACUGUGCCAAACAGCACGGCUUGCAGAUCAGAGUUCGAAGUGGCGGGCACGACUUUGAGGGUCUUUCGUAUGUUUCUAAGGUCCCUUUUGUCAUUCUGGACCUGGUAAACCUUCGAUCGAUCAGUGUUGAUGUUGAAAACAAAACUGCUUGGGUUCAAACUGGUGCGACUAUUGGAGAACUGUAUUAUGGAAUUGCCCAGAAGAGUAAAACUCUAGGCUUUCCUGCUGGAUCUUGUCCUUCGGUUGGUGUUGGUGGACACUUCAGUGGGGGAGGGUAUGGCCCGCUACUCCGCAAAUACGGCUUUGCUGCUGAUAAUAUUGUCGAUGCUCUGAUAAUGGACGAUUCUGGCAACAUCCGCGAUCGAACAUCCAUGGGGGAAGACCUAUUCUGGGCUAUCAGAGGAGGUGGAGGGGCUAGCUUUGGAAUCGUUCUAGCAUGGAAAAUAAAGUUGGUCGAUGUCCCCCCAACUGUAACUGUUUUCACAGUUUACCGAACCUUAGAACAAAAUGCAACGAAGCUUGUCCAUAAGUGGCAGUACGUUGCGCACAAGUUCCCUGACGAACUUUUCAUCGAGAUUGAACUCGUGGCAAAUUCUAGCGAGAACGGGAAGAGAACAGUAAGAGCUUCGUUCAGCUGCUUGUUCCUGGGAAGAGCUGAUAAACUCAUCAAGAUGAUGCAAGAAAAAUUCCCAGAAUUGGGUGUGACUAAACAAGACUGCAGCGAAAUGAACUGGAUUGAAUCCGCGCUGUACUUUGCGGCCUAUGGCGGCUAUCCUGACGGACCCCUUGAGGUUUUGCUGAAUAGGACGUACACGGAUAGAGACCAUUUCAAAGCAAAAUCAGAUUAUGUGCAAAAACCCAUCUCGGUGAAAGGAUUGGAAGGGAUAUGGGAAAGGUUUUAUGAAGAAGAUGUUAACACGAGUGUGGUGAUGUUUUUGGUCCCAUAUGGUGGCAAAAUGGACCGGAUUUCAGAAAAAGCAAUUCCUUUUCCACAUAGAGCGGGGAACAUAUACAAAAUCUUGUACUUUGUUGGGUGGGAUGAAGAAGGAAGAGCAGCAUCCGAGAGGCAUGUGAAUUGGAUCAGAAGGCUCUACAGUUACAUGACUCCUUUUGUUUCCAAGUCUCCCAGAGCUGCGUAUAUCAAUUACAGAGAUCUCGACAUCGGAAUGAACAGCGAAGGAAACACGAGCUACGCACGGGCAAGUGUCUGGGGCCUUAAAUAUUUCAAGGGAAACUUCAAGAGACUGGUGCAAGUGAAGACCAAGGUUGAUCCAAGCAAUUUCUUCAGAAAUGAACAGAGCAUUCCCCCUAUCACGUCUUAAAAGUUUUCGGUGAGUAUCACCCACACCCCGAAGAAAAGGAACAGAACAAAUUAUUUGUAAGCAUAUAAUAUAAUUGAUAUGUCUUCAUUUGCUGUAUGACAUUUUCUGAUGUAUCAUCCGCCUAUAAUUAAGGAUAUUGUGUUUAUCUCCUAAA